AUGACUGGUGGUUCGCUGCUUGGUUCACUCUUUUCCUCGUGGACAAGUGACCGAUAUGGUCGUCGUGACUCGAUGUUUAUUGCGUGUAUCUUGUGGUUGAUUGGCUCGACUUUGAUGAGCGCAGUGCAAAAUGUCGCCAUGCUGAUUGUCUCGCGAAUUAUAAAUGGCUUCGCAGUUGGAAUACUUACCAGUCAAGGUCCGAUUUUGAUUGCCGAAAUCAGUCUUCCACAGCAGCGUGGUAGGCUCCUCAGCUUGCAACAGUGGAUGAUUACUUGGGCCUAUGCGUCAUUACGUCUUCCUUGGGGUCUCCAAAUGAUUCCAGGUAUCAUCCUCAUGGUCUGUUUGCCCAUGAUGCCUAGAUCCCCUCGCUGGCUAGCCACUCAAGACCGGUGGGAGGAAGCUGUGGAUGUUCUUGCACGACUACACGGGAAGGGUAAUACCCUUGAUCCGCUCGUCGUUGCGCAAGCCACCGAAAUUCGCGAAAAACUUGAGCUCGAGCGGCAAUACCAGAGCACCGCCUGGUCCGAACUGUUUAAUUCCCGAAAUAUCGUUCGCGUGCACUGCGGCAUUUUCACACAUAUUUGGUCUCAGCUGAGCGGAACAAACGCCAUGAUGUACUACAUCGUGUAUAUUUUCCAGAUGGCUGGUCUGUCGGGCAACAAUGCCCUCCUGUCCGCGACAAUCCAAUACAUCAUCAAUGUGGUCAUGACACUCUCUGCACUACUCUUCAUGGAUCGUCUCCCACGCCGCCGCCUAUUCAUUGCAGGUGCUCUUGGCAUGUCUCUUCUUCAGUUCAUCCAAGGAGCCCUCAUGAAAUCAUUCGGCGAGGCCGUUCCCGGAGGUCUUAAGGGCUCUCCCACGGUUACGUGGAGGGUGACUGAUGGAAGAGCGUCAAAGGCAACCAUCGCCUGUUCGUACCUGUUUAUUGCUGUCUAUGCGCCUAGUCGGGGACCUCUAGGAUGGGCCUAUCCUCCCGAGAUUAUCCCUCUGUAUAUCCGCAGCAAAUCAGUCUCUCGGGCGACAUUCUUCAACUGGGUCUGCAAUUUCGCGCUGACAUUCUUCUCUCCUCCUGGAUUCCAACAUAUCCAAUACAAGUCUAGAAGGGUGGCGACAGAUUGA
Molecule: messenger RNA, 1119 nt
Organism: Penicillium concentricum
Lineage: Eukaryota; Fungi; Ascomycota; Eurotiomycetes; Eurotiales; Aspergillaceae
Product: Major facilitator superfamily domain general substrate transporter
Exons: 7
Coding region: 1-1119 (372 amino acids)
Biological process (GO): carbohydrate transport; transmembrane transport
Cellular component (GO): membrane
Molecular function (GO): carbohydrate:proton symporter activity
Source: RefSeq, a predicted model, not a curated record